UCUCAAUUGGUGGUGCACUGGGUGUAACGCUGUUUAUAUUAUUUAUUUGAUAACUUUCUUUUCUAAUUUUUUGUUCCCGUUUCCACUUGGGUCUGAAUGAUAAUAUUGGCUGUAUCCAUGGGUAGAAGUAUAUUAUUAAUCCAAUUAUUGCAAUUAUAGGUGCCACAAUCGUAACAAUCUGUAAAUAGUUUUUCCACUCCCCGAAAAAGGAUAAAAGAUUUAGCGGAUUUAAUGAAAUAUUUUUUGCAGUUUCUAUUCCGGCAUUUACAAUUUCUCCCGUUUUUUCACCGAUCUGGAGAAGAAUGUUCGAAUUAUUGGCAUAUGUUAUAUUUUUCAGACUUAAAAUUUUUUCCUGUUUAUUUAUCCUAUUAGCGUAAUUGUGUAGUAUUGAAAUAGAUGCCAUCAAACUAUUUAAAUCGGAUUGAAAUAUCGUUUCUGCUCGGAAAAUUUUCCGAGCCUCCUCGGGUUUAUAUGGUAAAAAAUUUGGUACCAUAUCAACAGGUGUCAGUCCGUCAAUGUUUCGCCAUUGACCUUUUUCGUCUUUGAAUACUGACUUUGGUCUUUUUUCGCAUUCAAUUUUUUCACUUUCGGAAACUAAAUCUUGAGCAUAGGACCCACUAACCAUAAAUAGAAUUCUCGUUAAAUUGC
Meloidogyne enterolobii is the source of this 648-nucleotide messenger RNA. The record is from the annotation of a GenBank genome assembly. NCBI's taxonomy places the organism in Eukaryota, Metazoa, Nematoda, Chromadorea, Rhabditida, Meloidogynidae.